This is a messenger RNA of Helobdella robusta, 558 nucleotides long. RefSeq lists its product as hypothetical. NCBI's taxonomy places the organism in Eukaryota, Metazoa, Annelida, Clitellata, Rhynchobdellida, Glossiphoniidae. The record is from RefSeq and is a predicted model, not a curated record. Bases 1 to 558 code for a protein of 185 amino acids. The transcript has 3 exons.
AUGCACGCUUCAGUGGCAGGGAUGUCCUGGUUUCUUGUUAUAUAUCCCCAACACCCCGUCCAACGACAACAACAACAGUUCAAUGAUUUGAUCUUUUUUGGUUAUGGUAAUAUGGUUGCCGUGGCUGCUGAAGUUUUGCUGUGUGCCGCCAUUUCGUCACUAAUCGAUCUUGAUCAUUUUUUGGAGGCCAGCUCUUUCAGUUUGGAUAAAGCCUUAUCACUCAGUAGACGACCGCCAUUACACAACACAUCAGUCAUCGUCCUAACUUCAAUUGUCCUACUCCUGAUUUCAAGGUUCACUGACAUAAGGUUCCUAAAAGUACUACCUUUCCUCUUCCUGAUAUCAACUUUAACUCAUCAUUUAAGAGAUGCACUUGAUUCCCAGACGAUAGAUUAUUUAUAUUUCAAUUCCUCUUUUGUAUCAAAAACGCCCAAAGAUGGUCCUAGCAAUCAGAAGAUGCAAACAAUCAGUACUGAUAUGAGAUACGUCAUUUCACCUUACAUGUCUUCAACUAAUACUGUUAAACCCAGUGGAAAGCUACGACUAUGGGCUAUAUAA